AUGUUGGACGACCUAUUCAUUGUCGACCAACAUGCCGCCGAUGAGAAAUUCAAUUUUGAAGAUCUGCAAUCUACGACGAAGAUUCAAUCGCAAAAACUUCUGAGGCCACGGCCGCUGGAGCUCACAGCCUCCGAUGAGAUGCUCGCUUUGGAUAACAUCGAGGUCCUUCGACAGAAUGGGUUCGAGGUCGAUGUGGAAGAGGAUAACCCCAUGGGUCAAGUCAGUCGUUUGAAGCUGGUAGCCCAACCAGUCAGUAAGAGCACAGUAUUUGAUAUGAAAGACUUGGAAGAAGUGAUUCAUUUGAUGCGCGAUCGACCCACAGGGCAGAUGGUCCGGUGUUCAAAGGCUCGUGCCAUGUUUGCGUCGAGAGCGUGUCGAAAGAGUGUUAUGGUCGGAAUGCCUUUGAACCACCACCAAAUGACGAGCGUGAUACGACAUAUGGGAACUAUGGACCAACCUUGGAACUGUCCUCACGGACGGCCCACGAUGCGCCAUCUUUCUGAUAUCAGGAAACCCGGCUCAAAGUCGAGAGAAUGUAUCGAUUGGUCAUCUAUUUCUUAUUGA
Psilocybe cubensis is the source of this 564-nucleotide messenger RNA. RefSeq lists its product as uncharacterized. The transcript has 4 exons. Gene Ontology annotation, molecular function: ATP-dependent DNA damage sensor activity; ATP hydrolysis activity; ATP binding. The record is from RefSeq and is a predicted model, not a curated record. Gene Ontology annotation, biological process: mismatch repair. Gene Ontology annotation, cellular component: MutLalpha complex. NCBI's taxonomy places the organism in Eukaryota, Fungi, Basidiomycota, Agaricomycetes, Agaricales, Agrocybaceae. The coding region runs from base 1 to 564 and encodes 187 amino acids.